UUGGAAAAAAAAAAAUUAAAAAUAAAUUUCCAAUUGACAAAAAAAAAAAACAACAAAAAAACCAACAUUUAACAUGGCCGAGGAGGAAGACAGUUCCAAGGUACCUGACAUCUAUCCUAAAGCCAAAGAUGUGGAAAAGGCCAAUGUGUCUUACGAUGAUGUGGAUUUUACAAGCGGCUUUGAGACCCAAUACCGGGAGGAAUAUCGUCCACUGAAGCCGAAAAUUACCGUACCUCCCCGACAAAAUCCCUCAACGCUGUGGUAUCGUGAUCUGAAAACCAUACUCAUUGUGGCCCUUUUAAUGUCGAUUUUCCUCUUUGGCACCAUUUUCUUGACCAAAUUGGUGUUCACCACAAAUCCUCUGUAUGUCUUUGUCAUAACAUUGAUCUACGUGAUAUUGGCCAUUAUUGCGAUUGCUAUCGAGGUGAAGUCGGUGCAUGUACGUUGAGCGAGUUAUGAAAGCGGACAAGGCUAGAGGAGACGGGGAGAAAGCGGUAGACCCCAGAAAUUUUACUAUAUAUGUGAAGGUCAUGAAAAAGUGAUAAGAAUUACAAACAUUGGUCAUUAGAAUAAUGAAAUCAAUUACCUGAAGAAUUUUUUUUAUUGAGAAAAUUUUUAAGAAUUUAAUAUUGAAUAAUUGAAAAUAAAUAACAAAAAUGUAAGCAAAUUUAA
This is a messenger RNA of Musca domestica (house fly), 672 nucleotides long. RefSeq lists its product as uncharacterized. The record is from RefSeq and is a predicted model, not a curated record. The transcript has a single exon. Lineage: Eukaryota; Metazoa; Arthropoda; Insecta; Diptera; Muscidae. The coding region runs from base 74 to 448 and encodes 124 amino acids.